AUGCUGUCACCAGUUCCCCCUUCUAGUCACAAGUCAUACAGCUCUCUGGAACACAAGCAGCGAGCAGACAUGGGAUCUGUGGCAGCCGUCAUGAAUCUGCUCCUAUGUGCAGUGCUGCUCGUCUCAGGCACGAACACGGAGCUCAUUUUGGUGCCUUCCAUCGUGAACGGGACCAAGGGCCAGCCACUCUAUGUAGCAGUGGAGAAUAAUUUCACUGAAGAAAGAGUUCAGUUCCAGGGCACCUGGUUUCAGAUCAGCCCCGAACACAAUCAUCUGGUCACCUUCGAUAACAACAGAGUGAUCCACAGCAUGCUCCUGAAGGACACAGUGGAGCGCAUCACUCCGCCCAACAUCUCUCUGCACUUUACGUGCUUGGAUGAAGCAGAUGAGGGAGACUAUCAGCUAAAGAUCAAUAUUAUUCACACUGGUCAAAAUAAAUCAGAGACUGUUACCAAGACUGUGAAGAUUACAGUGAACGUUCCUCUUUCCAUCCCUGUGGUUGAGAAAAGCUACAACGGCACACUUUUGGAAGACCAGGACAACAUCACUCUGACCUGCCUAGUGGAGAACGGGACUAAGCCCGAGUAUAAGUGGUUUAAAAACAACCGGACGGUCAAGGCAAGCGAGCGUCAUGUGUUCUUGCAAAAUAACAGGGUCCUGUUCAUUAGCCCAGUAAAGAAGGAGGAUAUCGGUGCAUACAACUGCUCCGUCAGCAACCCCAUCAGUCAUUUCCAGGGUAAACCCAUGGAUCUCAGUGUGUACUAUGGCCCCUACAACCUGGAAGUGAACUGUGAGCAGGGUCUAAAGACUGGCACGGUGUUCACUGUAAAUAAGGGUGAGAUGGUGUUUUUCGACUGCCUGGCCGACUCGAACCCUCCCAACACCUGUGUGUGGAUUUCCAGAGACGACAACGGCACAGAAGUGCUCAUGACCGGCCCUCGUUUCGAGGUGGCGUCUCACACUCUGGGCCACGCCACGAACUUCUUGUGCAGGGCUUUUAACAACGUAACCAAUAAACAGGAUGAGACUCAAUUCACGCUUGUGGUGGCUAAUCUCGGAAAAGGUAAAGAAAAUCUUGUUCAGGAGGAAACUGCCCUGUCCACUUUAACCGUCAUCGCAGUCUUUUCAUUAAUCAUUAUUGUCUGCAUGGUGAUUGUGCUCUUCAAGAAGUCCUGCCAUCCAAAAAAAGUGUUCAUGAAAGUCUACAGCAGGCCUAUCCCAGAACAGAAAAGUCUACAUCGUUCAGGCCAUGAGGAUGCCACUGAAGAUUUUGGUAUCUAUGAGUUUGUUUCCAUACCUGGAAAAAUGGAGUCCAGACAGGCAUCCUGCAGAUCUCUGACACGGCUCGAUUCAGCCAGAGAUUUGCAUACCAUCUAUGAUGUCAUCAAGCACGUCCCUGAAGCUUCAACCCUGAGUCUGCUGAAGUGAGCAACAAUGGAAACAAGCAGGAUUUAGGAAAGAAGUGUUUUUUGCAAAAACAUUUUUUUUAACAACAAAAAAAAAAAAGCACUGGCGAUGCUGGUCAAUGCCAUCUUUCUUUAUUUCUUCUUAGCGUCACUUGAAUAUCAUUUUACUCUUUAAACAUUUUAUAAGACCCGUAACGAAUGGGAAUCAUAAUUUUUUAAAGGUGAUUUUCGUUAUUUAUUUACAACAUAUUUCACCAGGGUCUACAGUUUUGUACAUAGCUUUUCUUGGUUUUGUUACCGUUACUUUCUUGUCACUGACGUUCAGCUUUAGUUGUAUUACAGGAUAUCUAAAAAGCUUUACAAUUUAUGAUGUGAUUUCGGUAUCUGUUCAUACGUUACCGUCUUAAUUGAUACCUAAGAGUAUUUAUAUAUUUAUAUACGGCAAUAUCAAAUGCAGACUAGCCACUGCUCCAUCUGUCAUGCAUGUAAAUGUGUGAAAGUUUCUUAAUCUAAUACUGUAUUUUUUUUUGCACAUGACAUACAUUGUCAUAGAAUUCAAAUAUGCUCUGUAUAUUAGAUUGCAGAUGCAAUUUGUUGCAAAUAUUCACAGCGUUUAAGAAAAAAAAAGCUCUUUAUUUUGACAAUAAAGAUUUA
Molecule: messenger RNA, 2060 nt
Organism: Clarias gariepinus (North African catfish)
Lineage: Eukaryota; Metazoa; Chordata; Actinopteri; Siluriformes; Clariidae
Gene: hepacam2
Product: HEPACAM family member 2
Exons: 9
Coding region: 1-1428 (475 amino acids)
Source: RefSeq, a predicted model, not a curated record